GGUACUAGUUCUGAUAUUGAGUGCACCAUGUAAGGAUCAGAAUUACUGUGCCACGUAUAUAAUCUUAAGUGGAAACGUCUUUCAAAGUUCAAAAAUAUGUCUUCAAGAAGACCUAUAACUAGUGAGUCACCACACAAACAAGGCACUAGCUCUACUGGACGCACCAGACAGACAACCCUAGACACCAACACGACAAGAUGGAAACAAUCGUAGGAGAAUGGGUGGGAGUGUCCAUUGAGGGUCUUAAGGAACUGAUGGAUGCAAUGAACCUGUCAGCUGAAUUUCAAGAAAAGGCAGCAAAAGAUACAGCAGGUGGUAAAGCUACCAUACGAAAGGAUGGUGACUCUUGGAUAAUUGGUACUGGAAAUGCGAAGGGCAUGAAGGAGCAUAAAUUCCAGCUUAACAGUGAAUAUGACUACAAAACUUCAGAUGGUCGUGAAGCAAAGGUGACUGUCACUGAACAAGGCCCCAAGGUUGUUGAGACACAGAAACAUCCCAGUCUUGAUACAAUCGUAACAUAUGAAAUUGUAGAUGGAAAUCUAGUGCUGAGUAUUACAGAAUGUAAGACCAAUGUUACAGCCAAAGUUACAUACAAGAAAGCUUAAGAGAAGGUGUUAAGGCACAAUAGGACAAUUACAACAUCUGACAAUUAAUGCUGUCUCUACAUUUAACAAUGUGAGGAAACUACUAUGAUUGGUGAUAAAAGGGACAUAAUAGAAACUGUUAUAUUAUGAUGGGUUAUAUUAAGAUGAGCCAAGUAGGGUAACUUUAAGACAUCUGCCUCAGACAUAAGUCAUUAAACUUGUCUUACCUUAAAGUGAUCAUGCAAAAAUCUGGUUGUCAAAUUGGCUUUAAUUAAAUCUGCACAGUAGAGAUAUAUUUUGUAUUAUAACUGAUAAGUACAAAAUAUAAGAUAUGAUGUUAAUGGGUAA
This is a messenger RNA of Owenia fusiformis, 932 nucleotides long. The record is from the annotation of a GenBank genome assembly. NCBI's taxonomy places the organism in Eukaryota, Metazoa, Annelida, Polychaeta, Sabellida, Oweniidae.